UCCCCGGCCUUCCCGCGCUGUCCUCCCGGGCCUGGUCCCCCGAGCCCUGCUCAAGGCCCGAGUGGGAGGUUCCGGAGCCGGGGCGCGGCGGGGGCGGCCGCGGGCCCGCCCACCCCACUCUCGCCGGCGGCCCCAGGAGUGCAGAAAGAGACUCCUUUUGGACAUCUUGGAACAAGUGGAAACACUUAGGUGCUUGAGAUAAGACUCCUAAGAAAAUAAAAUGGCAUCCGGAGAUUUCUGCUCACCUGGAGAAGGGAUGGAAAUAUUACAACAAGUAUGCAGCAAACAGUUACCUCCUUGUAACCUGAGUGAAGAGGACCUGUUACAGAACCCUUACUUCAGCAAGCUUCUGCUGAGUCUCUCACAGCAUGUGGAUGAGAGUGGCUUAAGCCUUAACCUAGCAAAGGAACAGGCUCAGGUAUGGAAGAAAGUUCGACUACAUAAGACAACAUGGUUGAGGUCAGAGGUUUUACAGCGAGUCAUUCAAGAGCUGCUUGUGGAAUACUAUGUGAAGACACAAGACACAAAUUUAACAGAGGACAAAAAGUUUCAUGAGACCCUUGAACAACGACUACUUGUUACUGAACUGACACAGCUUUUGGGUUCCAGCCAGGAGAGAGAGACACCUUCACUGCUCGGGCUAGAGAAGGCAGAUCUCCUAGAACUCAUGCCGCCCUCUGAGGACUUUGCAUGGAUGAGAGCUCGGCUCCAGAUGGAAGUGGAGGAGCAGCUCAAGAGGAAAUGUUUCACUCUGCUGUGUUACCAUGAUCCCAACUCAGAUGCUGACCGUGAAACUCUGAAGGCCACAAAGGUAUGGAAACUGGCAGAGGUCCUGGUGAAUGAGAAGCAGCAGUGCCAGGAUGCCAAGAGUCAGCAGAAGGAGCAGCUGGUGCUUCUGGAGAAGAAGAGUGCCACCUACUCCCAGGUGCUUCUACGCUGCCUCACCUUGCUGCAGAGGCUUCUUCAGGAGCACCGGCUGAAAACUCAGUCUGCGCUCCACCGCAUCAACGCCCAGUACCUGGAAGUCAAAUGCAGUGCCAUGAUCCUUAAGCUGAGGAUGGAGGAACUAAAGAUUUUGUCUGAUACUUACACUGCUGAGAAAGUAGAAGUUCAUCGUCUCAUUAGAGACCGUUUAGAAGGAGCUAUUCGCUUACAAGAACAGGACAUGGAAACGUCACAACAGGUCUUGAGCACCUAUGAGAUCCUUGGGGAGGAGUUUGACAGGCUGGUAAAAGAGUAUACCCAGCUCAAACAGGCAAUGGAGAACAAACGCUGGGCCCUCCAAGAGUUCAACAAGGCCUGCAGCUGAGCUGAGCUAAGCUGAGCCCAGCCAAGUCAAGCCAGGAAGUAUGGCUCCUACACAGUCACUACUGCCUUCUCUCCUUGCUAAGAACCACCACACUGAGGCUGCCUCCAUUACAGCAGGAUGUGAGAAUACUUGCUUAAAACAGCUGCUAUAAUUUAGGCACCCUCUUGGUUUCUCUCCCUUGUUUACAAUAACUGGAUUUCUCCUGGGAAUAUAGCUAUCUGCAUACCAUAGCUGCUUGUCUAUGUCAGCCCUGUAUUAUAUUGGAUUAACUCCUAAAUAAAAUGAUAAUAUUAUUUCUUA
Messenger RNA from Dipodomys spectabilis (banner-tailed kangaroo rat), 1609 nucleotides. It is a transcript of the gene Haus4, whose product is annotated as HAUS augmin like complex subunit 4. Lineage: Eukaryota; Metazoa; Chordata; Mammalia; Rodentia; Heteromyidae. The coding region runs from base 221 to 1309 and encodes 362 amino acids. Gene Ontology annotation, biological process: centrosome cycle; spindle assembly. Gene Ontology annotation, cellular component: HAUS complex. Gene Ontology annotation, molecular function: microtubule minus-end binding. The transcript is spliced from 11 exons. The record is from RefSeq and is a predicted model, not a curated record.